This is a messenger RNA of Portunus trituberculatus (swimming crab), 1469 nucleotides long. RefSeq names its product peritrophin-48-like. NCBI's taxonomy places the organism in Eukaryota, Metazoa, Arthropoda, Malacostraca, Decapoda, Portunidae. The coding region runs from base 102 to 1010 and encodes 302 amino acids. The record is from RefSeq and is a predicted model, not a curated record. Gene Ontology annotation, molecular function: chitin binding. The transcript is spliced from 2 exons. Gene Ontology annotation, cellular component: extracellular region.
GCUGCCUCCUGUUGCUGUGGUCUUGGCCUGUUCUAUAUAAGAGUGUGUGUGUGUCCUGACCUGUAUAGUACACGCUAGGUGUCUGUUUUCCCUGUACAGCCAUGGCUCCGCGCGUCGGCUGUCUCCUCCUGCCCAUCCUCUUCAUUGCAUCAGCAAGAGUCAUCUUGGUUGAUGCACAUAAAUGCGGCGAUCCACCAGAAGGCGACCCUUGUACUGCUGACCCGGCCAUAACAUGUGCCGGCUGUGGGGAAGGCGCAACAGUGUCGGACCCUUUUGACUGCACCAGUUUCUAUGUGUGCGAUGGUGAAGGCGACUACUUAUACCUUGACCCCCUUCCCUGCCCGGACGGUUAUAUAUUCGACGAGAUUGAGAGAGGUUGCAUCAUAGGCGGCAGAUGCUCGUUUAACUGCGGCAAGCCAGGCAAAGGCGGGAAUUGCCUUUAUAGCUGUGAAGCGAAUUAUGGCAGAAAGAUAUCCGAUCCAUUUGACUGCAGCGUGUACCACCAAUGUACUGGUACAGAGCCUGGGCCGGCUAUAACUUGCCCUGCUGAUGCACCGUACUUUAAUGGGGAGAAAUGUGAUGUGGAUGAGUCUCUCUGCUGCCACUGCCGCCCCUACUGCUACGCUGAUGACGCAGGCAAGUACGUAGAGGACCCCACAGACUGCCGGAAGUACUUCGAGUGCGUAAGAAAUCAUGAGAUACCGAAGUACGGUGGUGAGUGUAAAGAUGGAGAGCACUUUGAUUUGCACGCCAAGCAGUGUAGCAGCACGGCGCCGUGCAUGACGCUGUGCAGGAACGUGGUAGACGGGGACGGCUGCAUCGACUCGUACACGUGCCAGGAAAUAGGCUACUUCCCCAAAUGUAAGACACAGUGCCUGAGGGAAUACUACCACUGUGUGGAGGUCAGUGACGACUACGCCACGCCGGAGAGGUGCCCCAAUAACCUUGUCUUCAACCCUGACACUCUGACAUGCAUCAAGAACGAGACGUGUCCUUAUAAUUACAAGUAGCUUCCCCGCUGGCCCUGUACCCGCCUGGCUGCUGCGGCGCCACCUGCCUCAGUUAAGUGUUGGGCAGCACCUUUGUCUCCUGGGUCAAUACAGUGCUGUGGCGGGGAAGUGUAGAGCUUGGCUUGCACGGACAGUGAACCAUACACACCCUUGGGAAAUGAAACCCUCACCAAGACACUCAAACAGUCUUCAGUAAGCCAGUCAGUCAGCCAGUCAGCCAAUCAGUUAGUCAGUCAAUUAGCCAGUCAGACAUUCAGCUUGUCUGUCAAUCAGUCAAUGAUCACAGUCCAUCCCAGCCACGCCUCAUAACAAAUUGCUUGCUUCCCACGUUUUGAACCAGUAAAGGUGAAUGGUCCAGUUGCCAGGCACACACACACACACACACACACACACACACACACACACACACACACACACACACACACACACACACACACACACACACACACACACACACAC